AUGUUUCCCACAUACUUACCACCGGCCAAAUUGUCUCCAAUGCCAGAAGUCGAGGGACCUAAGAUCCAGCCAUUUGUCUUUGACAUUGACAAUGACAUCGGGCUCCUGGACCCUAUUGCAGCUGAAGGGGACGAUGAAGAGGAUCUUUAUCAUCAUUACGAGUUCUUCAGUGCUGAAUGCCGUGCCUUUGGCCGCCUGAAAGAGGCUGGCCGUGAGGAUCUGGCUGUCAAGUGCCACGGCUACUUUCUCCUCAAGGAAGAGCAUGAGAAGAUGAUUGAGGAGAAGUACAAAAUCGUUCCAGCCGACUGGGAUAUCGAGGAUGGGCGCAAGGAUGCCACUAGCAAGGAUGGCCUGUACCGACCUAUUCGCGCCAUCGUCAAGGACUUCAUCCCUGGUGGCGUGGACUUUCACCCACGACAGAUACCUCAAAUGCUUCACAACCUCAUCAGCCUCCAGAAUCUCGGUAUUACUGCUGGGGACCUGAGAUCAAACCAAUACGUCAACGGAAUCCUUGUGGAUUUGAGCCACUCCAGGACCACCCCGCAUCCGACCCUCACGCCUGGAAUGGUGCCAGACGACUGGAAUGAGGAGGAAGGCCAGACGCAGGGCUUGAUAUGGCACCGUGCCCUUCUUAGCUGGCAGUACUCAAAGAGGCUCAGAAGCGACAAGACUGCUGCCCCAAAGAGCCGACACGACUUGGAGGGUCGGGUUAGCCGGUGUGACCCAAGAGUGUAUGACUGGAAGGCGAGCAAGGCUGGGGGGGUGCGCAAGCCAAAACGCUGCACCUGAUGGGAAUUUAGGGGCCUGGAAUUCGACGGUCCAGAGACAGUCUAACCCUUUGGGUGUGAAGGAUGGCCCUUUUCUUCUUCUCACUUGCUCACACACACCCCCAGCCUCCAGCCUCCAGCCUGCCUCCAGCCCCCAGCCCCAAUUUUCUUUUGUAGUUGCUUAACCCCGAGUCAGCUGUAUUGCAUAAUUAACACCAACCUUAACUCAACACCCAUUCUUUCAAUCUUGAUCCCCUGAAUUUGCCUAGAAACGCCUUGCGCCCACAU
Phialemonium atrogriseum is the source of this 1055-nucleotide messenger RNA. RefSeq names its product kinetochore Sim4 complex subunit FTA2-domain-containing protein. Lineage: Eukaryota; Fungi; Ascomycota; Sordariomycetes; Cephalothecales; Cephalothecaceae. The record is from RefSeq and is a predicted model, not a curated record. The transcript is spliced from 3 exons. The coding region runs from base 1 to 789 and encodes 262 amino acids.